AUGACUCAAAAGAUUUCACCACCACAAGCAGUGCAAAAUUCUGAAGCCAACGAAAAGACAGUGAAUGCAGAAGUGAAUAGUGAAAGGUCGACAACUUCUGGCUCUUCAAAGACUGACGAGAAACAAUAUAAGGAAUCGAAUAUUUAUUACGAAACUCCAACAUUCUUACUGAAAGAAACACAUUCAGAAAAACAUUCACCAAUUUAUAAGAAGGUCAGAGUGAGAUUAAUUCCAAUUCUGAACACAAUCUUCUUUAUUGGUUUGGUAAUUAUGAAUAUUCUGUCAAGUGCUGGAAAUAUCAUUAAUGGCAUCAAGACAUCUGACAUUUCUACUGAAUAUUUCACACCAUUCACACCAAAAGGAUGGGCAUUCUCCAUCUGGGGUCUCAUCUACACCUUCGUAGCAGCCGUAGUCGUCAUUAACUUUAUCCAAAGUUUACUUUUCGGUCGAGAUAAUAUUUUAAUCAACCACAAAAUGACAAUUUUCCUUCCUUUGAAUUUUUUAUUGAAUAUUAUUUGGUUCUUUCCAUUUCAUUUUAGUGCGAGAGGAAAUUAUGGAUCUCAAUGGGCUGCAGUUGUGUUCAUUGCCUUAAUGUUACUGACCUUGGCAAUCAUGUACGUACGUGUCAAUGUAAAUUAUUUGGAACCUCAAAAGAGUGAAUUAUAUACGAAGGGAAAGUUGUGGAAUCAUGCCGAAUGUAAUUUGUGGGAAUAUUGGAUUAUUCAACCAAUGAUUAGUAUUUAUAUGGGUUGGUUGACUGUUGCCACAACUUUGAAUAUUACCAUUGCCAUUACUUACACAUGGCCUUCUACUGAUAAGAUUCUCCUUGGAAUGUCCUAUUCGAAUUGGGCUUGUUUACUCUUGGCAAUCGUCUUGAUUAUUGGAAUGAUCUUUUUGUGGUGGAGAAGAGAUGCUCCGUAUACAGCAGUUCUUUCAUGGGCAACUUAUGCUAUUUAUGAUCAACAGAGAAAUGAUCCAAUCAUUGCUGCUUGUUCGAUGGUUGUGGCUUCAGUUCUUGCCUUUUUUAUUAUUUGUACAAUUUUGGUAACUUUGAAAGAAUAUAUUUGGAAAUAUCAUAAGGGAGUCAAGUCAACUGGAAAACAUAUCAAGAAGAGUUUUAGAAAGAGUUUUUCAUUUUUCUUUAAUGGAAAUUGGAAGAAUUGUAUAAAUGACCAAAUUGUGUAA
This is a messenger RNA of Naegleria gruberi, 1185 nucleotides long. RefSeq lists its product as uncharacterized. NCBI's taxonomy places the organism in Eukaryota, Heterolobosea, Eutetramitea, Acrasida, Naegleriidae. The coding region runs from base 1 to 1185 and encodes 394 amino acids. The transcript has a single exon. The record is from RefSeq and is a predicted model, not a curated record.